AUGCCUCCAGUUGAUAUUUCAUUCGAUUGGCCAAAGAGUAUUGAAGAGAUCCCAGUGGUAGUGUCUACCCUUUACCACCAAUUCAAACUCUUAAUCUUGAUUCAAUACUUUUCCAAUAAUGAUAAGGUCUGGGGUAGUAUAUAUUUGGCAAGAGACAUAUUUUUUAUCCUUUUUGUCUACAAUACCGUGUUGAAGAUACUACAAGCCGUAUGGGGCUACGGAAUCACCGGAAUUGUCAAGACUUUAUACCGUUCAGUGUUUUCCUGUAUUUCAAGAAAAUUUUUGUUAUUGCCAUUCAUCAAAAGUAAAAUUGACAAAGAAUUAAAUCAAACCAUUGAGAAGAUUGAACAACAAGUUAUGCAAAAUGACGAAAGCUUGAUGCAGUUUAAAGAGUUGCCUAGUGAAGGUUUAACAGACGUGGUGGUUACCGAGGAAUUGGUCAAAUUACAAGACUUAAAACAUACCGAUUGGGUUAAUGGUAGAGUUAGUGGUGCUGUGUACCACGGUGGUGAUGAUUUAUUAAAAUUACAGCUGGAAGCUUAUCAUAAAUAUAGUGUGGCUAAUCAGUUACAUCCCGAUGUUUUCCCCGGUGUUAGAAAAAUGGAGGCAGAAGUAGUAGCUAUGGUAUUGAAUAUCUUUAACGCUCCAGAGGGUGCAUGUGGUUGUACUACGUCUGGUGGAACAGAGUCCUUAUUAUUGGCAGGAUUGGCAGCACGAGAACAUGCAAGAAAAUACAAGGGCAUAACUGCACCUGAAGUUAUUGCACCAAUUACAGUGCAUGCCGGUAUUGAAAAAGCUUGUUAUUAUUUUGGAAUGAAACUUCACAAGGUUGACUUGGAUCUAAAGACGUACAAAGUCGAUGUUGGCAAGGUGAAACGAUUGAUUAAUAAAAAUACAGUGCUCCUUGUUGGUUCAGCUCCUAAUUACCCUCAUGGCAUUAUUGAUGAUAUUGAAGCAUUGUCGAAACUUGCUGUAAAACAUGAUAUUCCUUUGCAUGUAGAUGCUUGUCUUGGAUCAUUUAUUGUGACCUUUUUGGAAUCUUCCAAAGUUCAUGGAUCAAAGAAAUUGCCAUUGUUUGAUUUUAGAGUGCCAGGAGUCACUUCCAUCUCUUGUGACACACACAAGUACGGUUUUGCUCCAAAAGGUUCAUCGAUUAUUAUGUACAGAUCACCAAAAAUGCGGGAGUGCCAAUAUUACAUUUCAAGUGAUUGGACGGGUGGUAUGUAUGGAUCACCCACAUUAGCUGGCUCAAGGCCUGGUGCAUUAAUGGUUGGUUGUUGGGCCACAUUGGUACAUAUAGGAAGAGAUGGAUAUAAGAAAAACUGCUUUGAUAUUGUGAGCGCCACUAUGAAACUCAGAAAGGCCAUAGAAACCGAUCCAAUUUUGUCUAAAUACUUGGAAGUUAUAGGAGAUCCAUUGGGUUCAGUUAUCGCCUUCAAAGUGAAAUCAAGUCAAGCCGAUAAUUUGUCAAUUUACGAGUUGAGUGAUUUAUUAGGUAAGAAGGGAUGGCACUUUGCUACCUUACAACAUCCUGCUGCUUUACAUUUUGCCCUCACAAGAUUAACAGUACCAGUCAUUGAUGAGUUGAUUGAUGACCUUGUCUCUUGUACUGAGAAGGCGGUUGCUUAUGUGAAAGAGCAUGGUAAAACUACAGGCGACACAGCGGCAAUGUAUGGUAUUGCGGGAAGUAUUCAUACUUCUGGAUUGGCUGACAAGUUGAUUACUGCAUUUUUAGACACCAUGUAUAAAACAUAG
Molecule: messenger RNA, 1755 nt
Organism: Lodderomyces orthopsilosis Co 90-125
Lineage: Eukaryota; Fungi; Ascomycota; Pichiomycetes; Serinales; Debaryomycetaceae
Product: sphinganine-1-phosphate aldolase
Exons: 1
Coding region: 1-1755 (584 amino acids)
Biological process (GO): sphingolipid catabolic process; carboxylic acid metabolic process
Cellular component (GO): endoplasmic reticulum
Molecular function (GO): pyridoxal phosphate binding; sphinganine-1-phosphate aldolase activity
Source: RefSeq, a predicted model, not a curated record